Messenger RNA from Nylanderia fulva, 4140 nucleotides. RefSeq names its product serine/threonine-protein phosphatase PP1-beta catalytic subunit. Gene Ontology annotation, cellular component: cytoplasm; nucleus. Lineage: Eukaryota; Metazoa; Arthropoda; Insecta; Hymenoptera; Formicidae. The record is from RefSeq and is a predicted model, not a curated record. Gene Ontology annotation, molecular function: protein serine/threonine phosphatase activity.
GCGCCACCCCGUCAAACCGGCAGUCGAUAACAGUACGUACACCCGAGCGCGUCGACGUUGCGUCUCUCCCGUUCGCGACGAUGUCGCGAGGCAAAUGCGCGCGCUAGGCUCGGAGUACGAGCCAGUCCGCGAACAUCGGGCUAGUCAGUCAGUGGCAGGAAAAAAUGGCGGAUGUCGACUUGAAUAUCGACAACUUGAUACAGAGAUUAUUGGAAGUAUACCACACGCAGAAAGACCAGGUUCAGAAGAAAGCCAAGCUAAAAGAUAUUUUCUCGUCGGACUUUGUCGUCAGAGGAUGUCGACCGGGCAAGACGGUCAUCAUGACGGAGGCCGAGGUUCGCGGCCUCUGUCUCAAGUCCCGGGAGAUUUUCCUGCAGCAGCCGAUCCUCCUGGAGCUGGAAGCGCCGCUUAAAAUCUGCGGUGACAUACACGGCCAGUACACCGAUCUUUUGCGGCUGUUCGAGUACGGGGGUUUUCCGCCCGAGGCGAACUACUUGUUUCUGGGCGACUACGUGGACCGAGGGAAGCAGUCCCUGGAGACGAUAUGUCUGCUGUUGGCGUACAAGAUCAAAUAUCCGGAGAAUUUCUUCCUGCUGCGCGGCAAUCACGAGUGCGCGAGCAUAAACAGGAUAUACGGCUUUUACGACGAAUGUAAACGACGGUACAACAUCAAGCUCUGGAAAACCUUCACGGAUUGCUUCAAUUGUUUGCCGAUCGCCGCGAUCAUCGACGAGAAAAUCUUCUGCUGCCAUGGCGGACUCAGUCCUGAUCUGCAGGGAAUGGAGCAAAUCAGAAGAAUUAUGCGUCCGACUGAUGUACCUGAUACCGGUCUCCUCUGUGAUCUCUUAUGGUCCGAUCCCGAUAAAGAUGUUCAGGGCUGGGGUGAAAACGAUAGAGGUGUCUCGUUUACAUUCGGUCCAGAUGUUGUGUCGAAGUUCCUGAAUCGUCACGAUAUGGAUCUUAUAUGCAGAGCGCAUCAGGUGGUCGAAGACGGUUACGAAUUCUUCGCCAAACGACAACUCGUCACGCUAUUUUCCGCACCAAACUAUUGUGGCGAAUUCGAUAAUGCCGGCGGAAUGAUGAGCGUCGACGAAACCUUGAUGUGCAGCUUUCAAAUCUUGAAACCAUCAGAAAAAAAAGCAAAAUACCAAUAUGGAGGAAUGAACACAGGUCAAACAGGUAGACCAUCUACACCACAAAGGAAUCCAGCAAAAAAGAAAUGACAGCCUUCAACCGAUCCUGCACAGCAACAAACACGAUUAUCCUUAAUGGAGGCUAUCAUGCUAGGUAAAUCUGCUUUAUGCUUAUCGAAGCUUACUUAAUCACUCUAGCCGACCACUUAUGUGCAUUAGUAUGAAUCUAUUUCCCACGAUUAUCGGGUUAAAAAAAGAAAAAGAGAAAAAAGACAGAAAAAAAGAAAUGAAAGGAAAGAUUGAGAGAGAGAAAGAGAGCGGAAGGAAGUGAAAUGUAGAACAUUACUCGAUGUGUUUUAAGUUCGCGCAAUGAUUCGCCGAUGAUUUAAGUGUUAUAUUUAGCACGCGAUAUUACCAACACGUAUACAUGUAUGACGCACUCCGGAGCGAAUACGAUUUAAAUAUGAAGAUUUAUGGGGUAAAGAUACAUUAAUUUGAUUUACGACACGUCACAUACGGACAAACAGGCUUGCAAAAAUUGUUAAUGUGCUACGCCUGUCAAAAACACCGAGCACUUCGUCUCGGAUGCCAGAUCUGAUCUCGUCUUUGGUUUUCAUGUGUUUCGAAGACGUUAAAAUUUAGAACUAAUUUAAUCGAAUAAAAACAUUAAGUAAAAUGUGGAAAAAAUUUACCUCUUUAAUUACAACAAAAUUAGAAUUAUAAAUUGUAUCCACGGCAGAUAUAAACUUUGAUUAACAUCGUAUUUGACGAAGGGUUGCUCUCAAAUUUUCGCGGCGAUUGCAUUAUUCGGUGACAUCUUCCAUAAAUAGAGUGAUUCUUUAUAAAGAUAACGCUCUUUAAAAAGCAUUUUAUCAUUCUCAUUUGUAUUUAUUGCUUCCACUGUUGAUGUUGAGUGUAAUUAUGAGAACUUACUGUUAUAUUAUUAUUAAUAUUAAUAUUAUUUUUAUUAUUUUUUUAAAUAUUAUUUCUAUCACUGCUCAAUGCAGUGUAUAUUUAAAUGUCAUCAUUUCACAGAGAUGCUGCGCGCGUGUAUAUAGAUAGAUAUAUAUGCAUAUACAUAUAUAUAUAUUUUUUUGACCAUUUAUCCUUUUUCUUUUAAACUAUUAUCCAUUAUAUAAAUUUAAUUAUAUCAUCAUGUGCAGUAUUCCGAGCGUGGUAAUAACUGCCUGUUCCAGAGAUAUGUCGUAGAUGAAUUAGAUUAUUUAUUAUCGGGUGAUCAAUUCGGAGAGAUAAACAAGUUAUAUACAGGGAAUCAGUAUUUUUAAAACGACGCUUCUCUACGCUCUCUCUGUCGAUUAUACUUUUAUUCGAGAGAUAGAAGAAGAGGGGAUCGCGAAAAAAAAAGAAACAAAAACGCGACACGUCAUAGACAGAAAAAAAAGGUAUUUAGUGACAGAAUCUCAUAGUCGCGAGCUUCUUCUCACGCUGGUGAGAAAAGCGAAUAUUUGUCGUUUGAUUUGUAAAGAUUUGUCGCAUAUCGUUAAAGUGAUUGCUUUGGAUCGCGCAAACAGUUUCAGUGAUGGUGUUAUCAAAUAGGCGGAUCAUUAAUUUCUAUUUCGAUGAGUUGAAACUUCUGUUUGAUAUGAGAUAUGUCUAUGUGUUUAUAGUUAUUUAGACAGGAUUUUCACGUUAUAGGUUGAAGCUCAUUUAUUCUUAACAGAGAGACGUACGAUGGCGCAUUUAGGCAAGUUUUUUAAUGCAUUUAUUUAAACAUUUCUAAUACAUUCAUUUGUGUAUGGCGCAUCGAUCUUUUUUGUUGUUCAUAAGUUUUUCGGUCAUUCACGUGUUCCACGUAACUCUGGAUGCGUUGUAGAAAUCUUCGCCAGCUGUUGUUUCACAAAUUGUUAAUAAUUAGCUUGUUACAUUAACAUCUCCGCUGUAUUCUCGUUCUAUAUUCUCGACGUUGUAUUAUCGCUUGCAAUUGUUUGCGCGACAAAAGUCGCAUCUGGAAAAAAAUGUGUGUUUUGACAAGAAUCGCCGAACAUUACGACAAAUUGUACCGCAAUAUGUACAAAGAAAUAUUAUAAAUUAUGUGUGUACACAACAUUGUUCCAGAAAGGAAAUUUACAAUAUUCUAUGAGAAAAAAGCAGCGAUCGAUCAAAUAGAUAAUAGAGAUGUGUGAGGUUGUAUCCAUAUCGGGGAUAUCUUUCUUAAUAAUGUGCGCAAUUGUGUCUUCUAGAGAUUUAAUAUUUGUUAUCAGAGCACAGGAAAAAGAUUCAUGAAUACAAACGAUGAAUUUGCUGUCAAAAUUAAUAACGACAAAGCAUCGAUAGAGCGCAUUUGACAACCCAAAUAGAGACUGACGUUUAACGAUCGUGUUGUGCGAACUGUUAUACGCUCGAGAAAAGGACGAUCUGGAAAUAUGAAAAAAAACCCAGAGCUUACCCCGAUCUGAAAGAUCAAUCAAACUUAAUGAGUCUUUCCGUUGAAGCGACGACGCUACGAUCGGCACUCAUAUCGUUACUAAUUAUUUGAUUGUUAUUUAGCAUUAUUGAAAUGUAUUGAUAGCGAUCGAGACAAAGAUAACAGUUUAUUGUUCAAUAUACAAAAAAAGUGAAGGAAAGAGAUGCGAUGUGUGCAAAUUUGUUACGUUCUGGAACGCGCAGAUGACGAUCAUAUGUCCUUGCCACCUCCUUCCUCCUGUGUUUCUCCCCACAAAAAAAUGAUAGAAUGGGAGAUAUUAAUUAUUGUCAAAGGAGCGGUUGUGAUUCCUCUCGAUAUGCGUUUUGUCGGAGAUUCAUAUAUUAUAUACAGAUAUUAUAUUUGUAAAGAGUUGGCCGAUUGCGUGAUUCGACGAUGCUUUAAAUUAAAAAAAAAGGGAGAGAAAGAGAAAGGAAGAGAGAGCUACGCUCUCUCGUGAAAGGAGUUUGCGACUAUCACGAGGGUUGUUACAUCGUUCGAAUUGUCGACGACGGAACGCGCCAUGCAAUGGCAUCCUAGAGAUAUAAAACUUUCAGAUAAUAAACAUGCAUAUUGUUGUACAAA